Messenger RNA from Drosophila willistoni, 2755 nucleotides. It is a transcript of the gene Dh31-R, whose product is annotated as calcitonin gene-related peptide type 1 receptor. Gene Ontology annotation, cellular component: plasma membrane. Gene Ontology annotation, biological process: cell surface receptor signaling pathway; adenylate cyclase-modulating G protein-coupled receptor signaling pathway. Gene Ontology annotation, molecular function: calcitonin receptor activity. The transcript is spliced from 11 exons. NCBI's taxonomy places the organism in Eukaryota, Metazoa, Arthropoda, Insecta, Diptera, Drosophilidae. The record is from RefSeq and is a predicted model, not a curated record.
GGAUUUAGCUUGGAUUUCAGUUGCUGUUCAACUGCCGCGUAUUCAGAACGCCACGCGCGAAUGCGGAUAUAUAGAAAAGUGGAAUCUCAGUGUGUGUGUGUGAGAGUGUGUGUGGUUGGUUAGAUGAAUGAAUGAAUGGUUGGAUGGAUGGAUGCCGGGGCACAUCUGUUUUGAGUGUUUGUUGUUGUGCGAAAAGAAAUCAAAAUAAAUACUGCAACUACAGUUUAUUAUUAACGCGAUGAAGAGUGGCCAUUAAAAACGAAAACGAGCAAAAAAUAAAAGAGGCGGUGGAGGAACGCAUAAAGAAACACGACUUUAUUUCCACCGCAUUGUUAUCGCUGAGUGGCACAGUGGCAAGUGGCAAGUGCGUGUGUGUGGCAAAGGCAUUUAAUCAAGUGAACCCCCAACCCCAAAACCCUCAUGCCUCAGCCCUCCCACCCAGCCCACAACCAUUUGUAGUGUCAAAGCCCUUAAUCCGACAUAAAUUCCCAGUGAAAACAUAAUCAUAAAUUAACAACUAAUUCAAUUAGCAACAAAAGCAACACCUUUUUCUUUUGUGCUGAAAUAACUUGAAUUUGAAUGCAGCUGGCAACUAAAUAGACGAAACACGAUGAGUGAGCAUAGUAAUAGAAGCAGCGAUUCGGGUGAAACGGCAGAAGGAGCCAGCGCCGUGGCAGUAUCCGAAAGUGGACCCGAUUUUGAUGCACUACGUCAAGCCUGUCAGGCCCGACUCAAUGCCAGUCAAAUCUCAGAUUCUGUGCCACAUUGUGCGGGUACCUUUGAUGAUUGGCUCUGUUGGCCGGAUACGGCCGCUGGCACUACUGCCUACGAACGGUGUCCGGACUUUAUCACUGGCUUCGAUCCACUGAGAUAUGCCCACAAGGAGUGCGAUCAACAUGGUGAAUGGUUUAAACAUCCUUUGACCAACAAAACCUGGUCGAACUAUACAACCUGCGUUAAUCUCGACGAUUUAGAGUUUAAGCACAGUGUGAAUCUGAUCUAUGAGAUUGGCUAUGGCAUUUCAUUGUUGGCCAUUCUCCUGUCAUUGGCCAUAUUGGGUUAUUUCAAAUCAUUGAAAUGUGCCCGCAUCACGUUGCAUAUGAAUUUAUUUGCCUCAUUUGCGGCAAACAAUUCGCUUUGGCUAAUUUGGUAUUCGUUGGUCAUGCCCAAUUCAGAGCUAUUGCACCAUAGUCCGAUGCGAUGUGUGGCGUUGCAUAUUACGUUGCACUAUUUUCUGCUCUCAAACUAUUCGUGGAUGUUGUGCGAGGGUUUCUAUCUGCAUACGGUGUUGGUGGCUGCAUUCAUAUCGGAGAAGAAACUGGUCAAAUGGCUAAUAGCUUUUGGUUGGGGCUCACCGGCCAUUGUCAUAUCGGUGUAUAGUCUGGCCCGUGGCUUGGGUGGCACCAUCGAACAGAAUAUGCAUUGUUGGAUGAAUCCCACCGAUUAUGACAACAUUCUGGUCGUUCCUGUCUGCAUUUCGAUGUUCCUCAAUCUGUUGUUCCUUUGCAAUAUUGUACGUGUGGUACUGUUAAAGUUGAAUGCUCCGGCCAGUAUACAAGGCAGCUGUGGACCAUCACGGACAAUCCUGCAGGCAUUUCGUGCCACAUUGCUGUUGGUGCCGCUGCUUGGCCUUCAGUAUAUUGUUACACCAUUUCGUCCUGCGCCCGGACAUCCCUGGGAGAAUACAUACGAAAUCAUUUCAGCUUUUACGGCCUCGUUUCAAGGUCUGUGUGUGGCCACGUUGUUCUGUUUCUUCAAUGGUGAGGUUAUUGCCCAAGUGAAACGCAAAUGGCGUAUGCUCUGCUUCAGCAAUAGGCCAAGGACAAACUCCUAUACAGCCACUCAGGUCUCGUUUGUACGCUGCGGACCACCAAUGCCGGGUGAGGAGAAAGUAUGACUAAAGGAUAUGGGCAAGGGCAAGGGCAAAGGCAAAAGACGUGCAUCCUCAGGACCACAGCAGCAGCAGCAACAUUACCAACAACAACAACAACAGCAGCAGCAACAGGCCAUUACACAGCAAAGAGGACGCAGUCAAAGUUUGUCGACAUCGGCAACAUCCCGUUCCUUGAGUCUUAUCGAUGGUUGGCGCAACAAAAUGCAUUUCCUGCCCACUCGACGACAAACCAUUGACCAUUCACGCCAACGGCAACCUCUUAUGGAGGAUAGGCAACAGGGUCCACAGGGCCAGCAAUUGCCAAGUGUUGGUGGCGCUGCUGCUGCUGCUGUUGCUCUUACUGCUACUGCUGAUGACGACGACAACAACAGCAACAACAGCAACAACAGUAACAGCAGCAACAUUAAGCCAACGACUUUAAUGACCACCAUAAAAGAGGAUUUUACAGAAAUCACCACAACCAGCAGCAGCACUCGAGCUGAAAUAUCUGAAAGUCAGUGUGGCCUGGGCAAUGUCAUUGUUAGCUUGGAUAAUUCCAACUCAUCCGAUCAGCAACAUAUUGCCGAUGAGGCUUUAUAAAUCUCAAUAGCCAAUAAGUGAAGUGAAAGUAAAACCAAAACUAAAGUCAAAAUCAAAGCACCCGCCCCACCAGCAUUAACAACAACAACAAAAAUAAAUAAGAAAAAAUCAAUUUCCUCUACCCUUGCAGUCGUUUCUUAAGCUUAAUAUACUCGACAUAUUUUUAUACCCUUUAAUGACACAUUCAAAAAAUAAAAUAAAACUAACUAAUUGUUUUUUUUUUUUUGCCAUGUGAUAAGUUUGAUCUAUAAACUAUAUACAGGAAAAAUAAAUAAGAGUUUA